AUGUCGCUACUCCGCAGUUCCAGAUUGCGCCAUGAGUAUCCGUCACCUCGUAGUCCUGUCCCUCGUCGUCGAUCCCCGCGUGAAGAGGAAUUGGAUGCAUUUUCCCCUCAUGGAAAGAAAAGUCACUCGCUUGACUUACCAGGCGAUUUUCAGCCCACCAGAGACUGUCAUGAUUCCCGGGUCAUUGGUGGAAGGAAGCUCUUCAAGACGGUGCAGGCAACUCAAUGGUCGCGAGAGUGGGGGCUCGCAGGAAAAAGGCUGGAGGACAUCUCCCUUCACGAGCUCACAUGGCUUGGGUGGGAAAACUGGGGCUUGAGGUCGUUGUCCGCCGGCUGCUACACUUCCCUGGUGUUUGCGCGUAGUGUGCGUGAAGGUCAGUGCAUGGACAUUUUUCAAAGGGAGCUCCGGGCACGCCAUAUUGACAUCGAGUCGGCGGCGAUCCAAUGGGCUCAACAUGAAAACCAGGUGUCCGCCGCGAGUGCUAGUUCCUUAUCGCGGGAAGACAAGAAUGAGAUCAUGAACAAGUUUGUGAAGUGGAUCGUUGAUCAGGUUCAAAAGUGGAGUGUGUCAGCAGUUGAAGAAUCCCAAAGUGUCCGCAUUCGACAGCUUGAAGCACAGAUUGCGGAGCUCAAGUCCCAACGCAGCCAGGGUGAAGCAUCGGGAGGGGCGCCUUCAAAAAGAAUGCAGAAUGAUGACGCGUCAAUGCCUGCAAACAAAAGACAACGCCUUUCGGGAAAGCAGGGGCAGCAAGAUCAGCGCAUGUCCGCCGAUCAGUUGUUCAACUUGGAUCCCCCCAAGAAGCCCCUACGGGCGGACUGUCCACCAAAAGCUGGAACAUCUUCUGUGACGGCAUGGGUAAAAAAACUACCUACUCCGGUUCAGUCCCGGGCGGUGGAGGAUUACAAGGCCAUUGAACCAUUGGUCAAAACUUGGUCGGAUGAUCAGCUGAGUUCUCUGCGAGAGAUUGCUUCGGCGUGGGGUCUUCCGGUGCAAUUGGCCGCAAACAUGGCCAACAAAGACUUAGUUCGGGUGAUCCGAUUGAAAGUGCAGCUAUAUGCAUUGCUCAAGUUUUUGAGGUAUGCUCCGGCUUUUGGCACUUCCACGCUGACGAUGCUUCGGCAAUGUGGAGUGGGUCCGGAAACAUACCGCGGGAAUGCUUUCACGAGUUCACAUGUGGUUUAUGUUCGUAUCCCGAUGUUGGCAGUGACAAGGAAGGGAUUGGUUUCGUCUACGUCGCAUCCUGAAAGUUGUAAAAACGCCGUGAAGAACUCUCUUGUCUAUGUGGGUUCCACCGCCACUACCCUGGCCUGUCGGGAUGCAAGCCGGUACCGCAAGUUCAAGCAGCUGUUUGACAGCACUGCAGUUCAGGCUGAGCCUUCUGUCAGAUAUUGGUUCCACCAAGCUUCAUUCUUUCACUACUUGUCUUUGGCCCUUUUUCCAUGUUCAUGCAAGAUGAAUGCUCGGGUGUGCGAGAAUGUGUUUCUGCAAAUGUGGAGACCUGGCCUGAACUACCCACAGACCAACAAGCUCAUUUUCCAGAGUGGCGGCGUAAAGGAAGUGCACCUCAUGAAGAAGCACGACUUCGUUCAAAAGAGGGUAGGAAAGAGGCUUUUCUUGAAGCUGCGCAGGCGCAUGAAGUGUGUCUCAAUGCAUUUUCAAAGCAUGCAGGCCAGAUUGACCCUUAAUCGCGAAGAAGCAUGGAUGAUUCUUCAUGACCUUGCGACUCAUGAUGGCCGGGCGUGGGAUAUGCAACGCAGUUUGGGGUCUAACAAGUGGUCUCAUGAUCAUGUUUAUGCGCUGUACAAACUCGCGGCCAAUUUGGAGGAGCCAUUCCGAUCCAGAGUCCGUAACCGUUUGGCAGCGGUGUUGAAAUUUCGGCAUCAAGACGUACCCAAAAGAAACCAGCCUCUUGUUGUUCCGUUUCUGGCGCAUUCCAAGUUUCCGACCUUCGUGGUGAGAUGGUUGCGAGAUGUGCGAAGCCAGUUUCAGGAUGUGUUGUUGCCUUUUCAUUUGCCGUCAAAGACAGUGGUUGAAGGGAGACAUCAGAGCGUUGCCAGGCUGCUUUUCUCGUUCAAAGAGUGGUUUCAAAAGUUCGAGUCUUUUCCUGGGGAAUCGUUUUGCAAUUGUCAAGAAGUAUUGCGGCAGCAUCCGGAGUUGGAGACCGUUGAUGGACAUGUGGCAUCUCCGGCUGAGAGACUUUCCAUGUCCACACAUUUGAAGAAGUUUGUGGGAUACUCUGCGAAGACUAUGGUUUUUCCGAGCAAAGUUUUGUUUCUCAAAGUUACGCUCAAGGUGGUGCAGACAUGGGCUCGGAUUCACAAGUUUCCUGUUCGCGAGAUCAAGGUUCAGUGGGAGAGGUUCGUGGAAGAACAAUGGCCAAUGCACUUGCACGCUGCUUCUCAUCGGUUCACUUUUCAGGACGCGUGUCGAGUAAAACAACAUCUGCGCCAUGUGGUUUGUCACAGUCGCGAUCAUGCAUAUCAGCAGGUCAUGGUGUAUUGUCCGGAUUUGUUUCACAAAGGAGCACGAGCCACGUUUGAGGAUCAAGACGUAUAUGAGGAGCUUCCAUAUUUGCCACAGGUUUAUCGUCAAAGCGAUGCAAAACAGGAAUCCUUGGGGUUUCAAGUUGGAUGCGCCAAUGCCUCGAGCUUUCAUUUUUUGAAGAAGAAAAAGCAGUACCAAUCUGCCAGAAGCAUCAUUUCGUAUCGGAAGUCUAUGCUUGCACCUGCGUUGAAGGUGGCAUCACUUGUGCUAUGUGAAGUCACAAAGGAGGUUUUUCCCGAAACCUUUGGGCGACUGAGUUUGAACAAGUGGUGGCCAAGUUUGCACGGGUACAUGCGCGAUAUUGUCAUUCCGUGGCGUGACGUGACUGAGUUUGAAGUGGUUUGUGACGAUUUGGUGGGCUUCUUUAACUCGCUGCCAGUGGAGCGUAUCCAACAGGCUGUUGAGCUUGCUUUUCUGCAGUACUUCCAGAAACGACCAUGCGCCGACUCCGAUGCGUUUGUUUUCACAGUGAAUGAUCGUCAAAAGUUCUCAGAAGGCCGGGUGUUGCGAGGCAAAGCACGGGUGUUUCGGAGUGCUGUGAUGCGGCAAAUUUCGGCAGGAGAUGUCAAGCAGAUUGUGGCGUUGUCUUUCCGCUUCUCCAAAUUUACAAUCAUGGGCAGAUGUUUUCGACAGCGGCGAGGCUCUCCGAUAGGAAACCAAAUAAGUCCCGCCCUUUGUGACCUGACCGUGAGUGUUGAGGAAGCUAUGUGGAUUGCAAGCUUCGAUGUUGCAAAAAGGUCCUGGAAAGCAAUGUGUUGGUUUGGGAGGUAUGUCGACAAUCGUUUUCUUGUUUUCCCGCGAGAUUUCCUGCAGAGUCAUGCUUUUCAAUCCCUGGUGAGCCCGAAUUUUUACCGCGAUCCGGUGUGUCUCGAAGCGUGUGACGCUGGUGACGUGCUGGGGUGCGUGGUGGACGUCGAAGCGGCAACCGUGGAAUUUCGAAUUCCAAACGAGACCUGGCAGUAUCGACCGGUGAACAGUGCAGGCUCGAGAAGAGUGAACUUGGCAGGCUACCGGUCACGGACAUGCCUCAUAAAACGGCAGUCUUUUCCGAAGAGUGUGGUUCAAAAGCAAUUGCGUGAACUGGCAGGUAUGUACACACGUUUUGGUUUCACUGAUGACGAUCUCAAGCGUGCGUGA
Molecule: messenger RNA, 3681 nt
Organism: Symbiodinium natans
Lineage: Eukaryota; Dinophyceae; Suessiales; Symbiodiniaceae
Source: the annotation of a GenBank genome assembly